Sinocyclocheilus grahami is the source of this 3802-nucleotide messenger RNA. It is a transcript of the gene guf1, whose product is annotated as GTP binding elongation factor GUF1. The transcript has 17 exons. Gene Ontology annotation, molecular function: GTPase activity; GTP binding; mitochondrial ribosome binding. NCBI's taxonomy places the organism in Eukaryota, Metazoa, Chordata, Actinopteri, Cypriniformes, Cyprinidae. The record is from RefSeq and is a predicted model, not a curated record. Gene Ontology annotation, biological process: positive regulation of translation. Gene Ontology annotation, cellular component: mitochondrion. Bases 226 to 2256 code for a protein of 676 amino acids.
AACGCUUGAUGACGCUUUUGCCAACAUGGCGGCUUACAGUUUCUGUCACACUAGAGUACACAUCCUAGUGGAGACCUGACUGUUUGUGUUUCUGAAAGCUGAAUAUAUGCGUUCAAUACGGAGUUUAAUCCUCAGAUCUUUGUUCGAUGGGAAGAUGUGAUAUGCAGUUUGAAGCCACAAUAUUGUUUCUUUAUUCAGGAAUAACAUGUUAGUGAGCUGAUAGAGAUGAUGUCUCUGUUUAGAUCCCACGGGCUCUUUCUGCCCUUGAUAAAACGCUUUCCUGAUAUUAAAAUAUGCCGUGUUAAACGCAUAUCUCAGGGCUGCAUGACCACAUGUACAGUGAUCAGACACAGAUGGAUGAAAAGAUCUUGCUGGAGCAUCAGUCCUGUCAGAGAAUUCAGCUCUAGUGCUUCUGAGAAGGAGAAUCUUGACAUGUCAAAGUUCCCAGUGGAGAGAAUUCGUAAUUUCAGCAUUAUUGCUCAUAUUGAUCAUGGCAAGAGCACUUUAGCUGACAGACUUUUGGAGAUCACGGGUGCCAUUGCAAAGACAGCGAGUAACAAGCAGGUGCUGGAUAAACUGCAGGUGGAGAGAGAAAGAGGAAUCACUGUUAAAGCUCAGACUGCAUCUCUCUUUUACCAGCAUGACGGACAGACGUAUCUGCUCAAUCUCAUCGACACACCUGGUCAUGUUGACUUCAGCUAUGAAGUUUCACGGUCCAUAUCCGCUUGCCAAGGAGUUCUGCUUAUUGUAGAUGCAAAUCAGGGAAUUCAAGCGCAAACAGUCGCCAAUUUCUACCUGGCAUUUGAGGCUCAACUGACCAUCAUCCCUGUGAUAAACAAGAUUGAUUUGAAAAAUGCUGAUCCAGAGCGAGUGGAAAAACAGAUUGAAAAAGUCUUUGAUAUUCCGAAGGAAGAAUGUAUCAGGAUCUCUGCAAAACUGGGCACAAAUGUGGACCAAGUUCUCCAAGAGGUGGUGAAACGCAUUCCUCCUCCGACAGCGAGAGUGGACGAUCUGUUUAAAGCCCUUGUCUUUGACUCCACCUUCGAUCAUUACAGAGGAGUAGUGGCCAACAUCGCUCUGUUUGGUGGACGUGUGUCCAGAGGAGACAAGAUCGUCUCUGCCCAUCUGGGGAAGUCAUAUGAGGUCAAUGAGCUGGGCCUUUUGAGACCCGACGAACACCCAACAGAGACACUGUAUGCAGGGCAGGUGGGUUACGUGAUCGCAGGGAUGAAGGAAGUGAAGGAGGCUCAGAUUGGAGACACACUUUACCUCCAUAAACAGCCUGUGGAGGCGCUGCCAGGGUUCAAACCGGCUAAAUCCAUGGUCUUUGCAGGCAUGUAUCCCAUGGACCAGUCAGAAUACACAGCCCUGCGCAGUGCUGUGGAGAAACUGAUGCUGAAUGACUCCAGCGUGACGGUUCAAAAGGACAGCAGUUUAGCUCUGGGGGCUGGAUGGAGGCUGGGAUUUCUGGGUUUGCUGCAUAUGGAGGUGUUUAAUCAGCGUUUAGAACAGGAGUAUAAUGCAUCUGUCAUAGUAACGGCUCCGACUGUACCGUACAAGGCUGUGCUAGCAUCUGCCAAACUCAUAAAGGAACACGGUGAAGAAGUGAUCACCAUCAUCAACCCUGCUCAGUUCCCUGAUAAGUCAGAGGUCGUGAAGUAUCUGGAACCCAUGGUGAUGGGAACCAUCAUCGCUCCAGAUGACUUCACUGGGAAGAUCAUGACCUUGUGUCAGAGCCGCAGGGCCGUUCAGAAGAACAUGUUCUACAUCGAUGAACAUCGGGUGAUGAUAAAGUAUAUCUUCCCUCUAAACGAAAUCGUGGUGGACUUUUACGACCAGCUCAAAUCCAUGUCAUCAGGAUACGCCAGUUUUGAUUACGAGGAUGCUGGUUAUGAGGCUGCUGACCUGAUUAAGAUGGACUUCCUCCUCAACGGGCGGCCAGUGGAGGAACUUGCCACUAUCGUUCAUAAAGACAAAGCGUACAGUGCAGGUAAAGCUAUAUGUGAGAGACUGAAGGAGUCCAUCCCCAGACAGAUGUUUGAGAUUGCAGUGCAAGCAGCCAUUGGCAGCAAGAUCAUCGCCCGAGAAACGAUAAAAGCAUAUCGAAAGAAUGUUCUAGCAAAAUGUUACGGCGGUGACGUUACACGAAAAAUGAAACUGCUAAAGAAGCAGGCUGAGGGAAAGAAGAAAUUGCGCCGCAUUGGAAACAUUGACGUCCCAAAAGACGCGUUCAUCAACGUUCUUAAACGGAAGUAGUUCCUUCAGUAACAUAAUCAUAACAGACAUCAAAGCCGGGGGUUGAUUUGUGAAAAUAAACAUGCCAAUGUUCAGUAUGAUGAUUGAUUUAGAAAUGCUAUUAAAGUUCAUAUAACUAAGUGAUGUUGAUCUGGGAACAUAAAGCAGGUUUGACAAAUUCAUCUUAAUCAUGUUGAAACAACAGCAUUGUUCUCCCAGGAGCGGAUUCAGAGACUGCAAGCUAAGGGUUUUCAUUGGAAACGUUUAGACUGUGUGGAUGCAGAAGUAUUUGGCAGAGCUGUUUUCCUUUGAACACAUUUCAUUUCCAUCAAGCUGCAGAGGGAGUUGCAGUGGUUGUGGAUGUAAGGCUGAAAAUAGUCCAGUCUAGGACAUUUUCUCAAACAUUUCUGUGUUUGAGCUUUUGCUACUCUAAGAAAAAAUCAGGUGAUUCUGAAAAGACUAGAACAUGUCCAUGUCAUAUUUCACCCCAUAAUCAAAAACAUAUAAGUAUUUUAUAGUGCAUAUAGAAAAUUAACCCUGUUUUAGGGCAAUAAAUGUUUUUUAAUACUUUGACAAUAUUUUUAAGACAGUUGCAAUUGAGCAUACCACCUUUCUAAUUGGUGGCCUGCUAAAAAGUAAAAGAAGAAAAAAUCUUCAAAAAUAUGCUGCAAAAAUAUUGUACAACGCCAAGAUUACUGUCAGGCUAGCAAGCUGCCUCAGGGGUUUGUGACAUUUGUCAGCAUUUGUCAAUGUCAAAAUAAUUUAGAUGGCAAGUCAAAUCAAAGAAAGGUGUGCUUUACUGUUAUUUGACAAUCGAGAGAAAUAUCCAGGGUUGGAAACUAGUCAAAUUUCGGCCUUUUUAAUUGAAAAAACGUUAUUCAUAUUGGAAUGGCUUUGACUCGAGUGUGUUUCGAGCUUGUGGUUAGGACAGUCAUUUAGACUGCUAAAAUAAAUAUAUUAUUUGAAAACCAUUUGAAUGCAUUACGCUUCAAUAAAUUGUUCUUUAUUCGAUUAUUACAGAUAUGGAGAACAUUAAAUUGUACCCCAUUGGGGUUAGGAUUUUUGAUGCCAGUUUUGGGAGGGUAGUUAUGAUGUUGCUCAAGAUUUGUGAAUCAAUCUACUGGGAGAGCAAUGUUUGAAUUGCUUGCUAGUGAACUGAAGAGGUGAAUGUAUGUAUUUCAGCCAUAUUAUUCGAACGUACUCAAAAAAUAGUAUUUUCCUCAGGUAUAUAUGGUUAUAUUGUUUUCUUUAUAACCAAUUUUGAAUGUGGAAAUGACUUGUGAACUAUGUGCAACAUGUGGUACUCAAAAUAUGAUCUGGACAUCUUUUUGUAAGAUUCAUUGUGUCUGUGUGAGGCACAACUUUUUAUUUAUCCAUUCAUGAGUACAGAAAGACACAAGAGGAUGAUUUGGUUUUUGGAGUGCAAAAACUGUUAACAGUCAGUUCACAAUCUUUUAACAAUUUAAUGGAAAGAAAUGUGUAAAUCCAUAAAAAUGUAUACUCUCCUUCCAAAAACAUUCACUAAAGUACAGUGCAUGAGGGUUUAGAAACACCAAAAACAAAAACU